CCCGGUGGCCUCGGGCACCCCGCGACCCCCACAUCAGGCAGGAAGCGGGACCGACUGAUCAGCUUCAUCACGCGCGGCAGAUCGGGCUCGCUUGGCAAGGGGACGCCGCCCAUACCCAAUCCGGCGGGCGCCGCUCAGGAUAAUAGCGUGCCUCUCCCGCGAUCAUCAGUUUCGAGAGAGCCUCCGUUCGUAGUGGUUUCCCCCCGUCCCUCCCUGAGUGCACCCGCAGCCCCGUCCUUGCCCAUGACGGCCUCGUCCACCACGUCCACGUCCACCUCGACGUCCAUGUCGACCUCCAGGACCUCGUCGGCGGCGUCCUCCGCGUCUAGCCUCCAGACGCCCGUGUCGGUCGACCUGCAUCGCCACGCGCCGUCGCCCAAGCUCCUGGACCCGUUCUCGCCAGACUCACGCUCGUUCGUGCCGGAGGCCUACGCCGCGCCAAAUCCAAGGCAGGGCGCCCUCUUGCCGCCGUUCGAGUACCAGGACGUGCGCGAGCCGCACCAUCGCCCGCCUACGCCACCCACCUCUCCGCCGCCGCAACCUACGCUGCCGCUUCCGUCGCCCGGGACGCCCACUGCGUCGUUCCUGGUAUCCCCGCAGCUACGUUCGCAGUCCUUCUUGUCGUCGCUUCCGUUCAAGAUCGGCCCGAAGCGGCGAGACAAGAAGCUUGUCAUCACGGGCGUGCCACUAGAAGACACGGAGGAUGGGCGGGAGACGGACUGGAAGGCGACCGACAAGCGGAGACGGUACGAGAACGUUGUAAGGUGGUGCGAGGGUUUUGGUGAGGUUCGAAAAAUCGAGCGCAAGCCCGAUGGCACCUUGCAUGUGUUCUGGCGAGACUGGGAGUCUGCGGACAUGGUGCGUCGCUCCCUCGCUCUGUAG
Messenger RNA from Fomitopsis serialis, 882 nucleotides. RefSeq lists its product as uncharacterized. The transcript has a single exon. The record is from RefSeq and is a predicted model, not a curated record. NCBI's taxonomy places the organism in Eukaryota, Fungi, Basidiomycota, Agaricomycetes, Polyporales, Fomitopsidaceae. The annotation marks the transcript as partial.